CAGAUGUGGGGCUGGAGGCAGCCGGGCUGCAAAAAGACAUAGCGGGGCAGGCUGGCCCUCGGCGUUCAUUCGUAGCCCCCCAGCUGGGGACCGACGGGGCCAGACCCGCCAUCCGCAGCCACGGCAUCCUCCGCACGGAGACCCCGCCGGCUGCCUUUCCCCAGCCCGUCUCCCUAUCACGUUUGGUUGCCUUCAGAGGCAGCGAGAAACCUGCUUCCAGCCCGGCUGGGCGGCUGGCCUGCUGCCAGUGCGCUCGCCCACGCUGCGCUCGCGCAGGCGGCACGGCCGCGGCUCGUCCCCGCGUCCCCGUCCCCGCGCCCGGCAGGAUGGCAGGGGCCGAGGGCAGCCACCGCCGCCACGCAGCAGGUUGAUCAUUAACCUCCUCCUCUGCCGCCGCCGCCGCCGCAGCCCGGCAAAGCUCCCCGGGGCUGGCUCCGGCCUCCCUGGCAGGAGUGCCUGCCGGCAUGGCGAGCUCCCGCGCGGGUGAGCCGUGCACGGCGGUGGCAGAGGAGCCCGAGUGCUCCGUCUACGAAGAGGUGCUCCCCGACGAGAGAACGGAGCAGAGCCAGAGGCUGGCCGUGGAGGAGCUCAUCACCACGGAGGCCAGCUACGUUCACAACCUCCAGCUCUGCGUGUCGGACAUCCGGGCGCACCUCCAGGAGAAGCAGCUGCCUGAGCUUGACCUGGAAGGACUCUUCUCAAACACUGAUGACAUCCUCCAUGUCUCCAGACGGUUCCUGGAAGGCCUCAAGGCCACGGCUAACCAGGAGUACGAGCAGCUGCUCUGCAUCAGUGCCCUGUUCCAGGAGUUCAAGGAGGAGAUGGAGACCGUCUAUAAAAUCUACUGCGCUAGCUAUGAGCAUGCCCUUCUGCUGGUGGAAAGCUACCGGAAGGAUCCAAGGCUGCAGGAAGAGAUUUUGGAGACCCUGAAAACGACAGUGCCUCACACAGGGGCAUCAGACCUCAGCUUCUUUCUGGUGAUGCCGGUCCAGCGGAUCACAAAGUACCCGCUGCUGCUGCAGAAGAUCCUGGAGAACACCCCUGCCAGGGCCAGCGCCUACCCAGCUCUGCAGAGGGCACUCAGCGCCAUGGCCGAGGUCAACACCAACAUCAACGAGUACAAACGGCGCAAAGAAGUAGCAACCAAAUACAGCAAGGCCGAGCACCUGACGCUGCGAGACCGCUUUGCUCGCCUCAACACGCACUCCAUCGCCAAGAAGACCACGCGGCUGAGUCGGCUCUUCAUGCACGAGACUGGCAUUGUGUCCAAGACAGAGGACAAGGAGUAUGAUGACCUGGAAGAGAAGUUCCAGUGUGUGGCAUCCAGCGUGAUCGCACUGAAGGAGAAUGUGGUGUCCUAUCUGAAACAUUUAGAGGCAUUCCUGUUGUCCACCCCACACAAGCAUGAGCUGCAGAUCGAUGAGGGAGUUGCCCAGCAAUACCACCGCUUUGCAGAAUGCCUCCAUCACAGUGUCUUCCCAGAGUUUAGGCAACGGCUGGACAGGCUGGUCUGCCAGCCCCUCCGCAGCCUCUCAGACAUGCUGGUGGGGCCACAGCAGCUGGUCAAGAAGCGCCUGGACAAGCUGCUGGACUACGAGGAGAUCCAAGAGCGUAAGAGCGAGAUGGGCAGUGUCACAUACGACGAGGAGGCAGCCAUGAACACCUACCUCGCUAUCAACGCUCUGCUCGUGGCCGAACUCCCACGGUUCAACCAGGUGGCUGUGCAGCUGCUGGUGCAAAUACUGUGCUCCUUCACUGUCCUUCAACGGGACUUGGCCGCACGGGUCUUGGAAGAGGCAGAAAAGGAGCUAGAGCAGAUGCCCCACAGCCAUGUGCCUCUACCUAGUUUCUGGAAGAUGAUGGAAGACACCUUGCAGCAGUCUGGGGCUCAGCUCCAUACCUUCUGCCAGAAGUUUGAAACAGUCAUGCCAAGCCCUGUGUCACAGCCUCUGAACCCUGCUGAGGAGCGGAAGGUCCUUUCCCUUGUGAGCAAACAUGGUCCAGACAAACUUUACCAAGUGACAAGCAACAUCAGCGGCAACAAAGAUUUGGACCUGACCUUGCAAAGGGGACAGAUUGUAGCUCUGCUGCAAAGUGCGGACACUAAGGGGAACACGAGCAGAUGGCUGGUGGAUGCUGGAGGUCCCCGAGGGUUUGUCCCUGCUGGAAAACUCCAGCCCUAUUGUCCAGUACAAAGCCAGCAGCCCGGGAUGCAGAUGCCAGCCCUGGAGAGUGGGACAGAGAGGAGGCGACAUUCAUAUGCGUUACCUGAUGCUCCCAGGCCUCAGGUCUCCACAUUCACCCCAGCUUUCCAGGUGGUUGCAGGUUUCUCCUUCACAGCCAGGAGUCCCCAGGAGGUCAGCAUCCAAGCUGGGCAGCCAGUGCUGGUGCUGGAACCACACGACAAGAAGGGAAGCAAGGAGUGGAGCCUGGUGGACGUGAAUGGCCAGAAGGGCUACGUGCCCUCCAGCUACCUGGUGAUGGUCCCUGUGCAGCAGCCCCUGGGCUGGAGCUUGCCUGUGUGAGCACCGCCAACCCAGCACCCAAGGGCAUGGGCUUCGUGCUGGUCUCAGAAGAGAGCCAUCCGCCUGGCACCCCAAGUUGCUCACCGUGGGAAAUGCUGGAGAGGGAGGCAGCGUGGGAGGGGCCUGAGCAGGGAAGGCGGUGGGAAGCAGCUGGCAGAAUAUUGCCCAGAGGAUGUGGGUGCGAGGGAUGGAGGUCAGGAGAUGUGUUUUGUGCUGACAGGUGCAAGAGCAGGAAGGCGUGAGGCUGUGGUGUCCCAUACAUGUUCGCUCACUGUUAGGCACCAUGAAGGAAAGGCUCAUGAGGAAGAGAAGGCAGGUGGGCUGCCAUUUUGCAGGGAUUUACUGAAAUCCGUAUCAGUGACAAAAGUGUCCUUGGGGCAAGGAGAUAGAACGUGUCCCCAGUUAGAUCAGGUCCAGCUGCAAAGGGGGUUUUCAGCCUGGCACAGAGCUACUGGGGCUCCUGGAAAUGUGCCUUUAGGGCAGUGCCCACAGACAACCUUCUCAUCCAAAAGAGAGAUGCUGGUGUGAGUGCAGAGAGGUGAGGAGCCC
Messenger RNA from Dromaius novaehollandiae (emu), 3074 nucleotides. RefSeq names its product Rho guanine nucleotide exchange factor 37 (gene ARHGEF37). Lineage: Eukaryota; Metazoa; Chordata; Aves; Casuariiformes; Dromaiidae. Gene Ontology annotation, cellular component: cytoplasm. The transcript has 13 exons. Gene Ontology annotation, molecular function: guanyl-nucleotide exchange factor activity; protein binding. The record is from RefSeq and is a predicted model, not a curated record. The coding region runs from base 465 to 2525 and encodes 686 amino acids.